CAUCUCGUUAAUCGAUAUGACACGUCACGGCAUGUUCAUCGACACAUGCAUGAAAAUGGGACUACCUGUAGUGUUAGUGUCAUAAAAUACGAUCCUGCGCUGAUAAAAGAUCGCACACAACUCCGCUGCUUCUUCUCCUAGUCUGCGCCACUGUCGUCUGCUUGUGGUUAGUAACUGUCACCUACCGAAGUCCUGGCUAGCCUUGGCACGUGACCUGUACAUGGCUGUCGCCGAGUCUCGUGCUGUGCCAGUCGAUGCUCCAGUUUGCGGCGUGUAGACAGGCAAUCUAACUUCCAAAGCCGAGAUUCAGCAGUAAAUAGCAGUAGGUUGCUGACUGGGUUAGAGGCCUAUACGGCUAUACAUAAACAUUCAUCACACACGCACAAAAGUGAAUGACAAGACCCGGAUGCCGCAGCUGUGUGUUGUACCUUGAUGAUGUCAUUGUACUUGUUCCAGGGACGUUGUACACAGUAUUGUAGAUCUGAAAACAGGCCGACAGUGUCAUGGCCCCACGAGACACGUGGCGCUAUUUGUGGCAUCGCAUGCGCCGCCGAAAGCUUCUUAACGAAAUGGAGACCCACACCAGCCUGCACCGCUGCCUGUCCACCUUACAGCUGACCGCCAUGGGCGUGGGCUCCACUGUCGGCGUUGGCAUCUAUGUCUUGCUCGGCGUGGUCAUCAGAGAUUAUGCUGGGCCUGGAGUGAUAUUUUCUUUCCUGCUGGCUGGCGUCAUCACGCUGCUCAUCGCUUUCGUCUUCGCCGAGUUCGGCUCGUACAUCCCCCACACGGGGGGCUGCUACACGUACGUAUACUUCGCUGUCGGCGAGCUUCCGGCAUUUCUAACCGGCUGGUUACAGUUGAUAACGUAUACGAGCUCUGGGGCGAUCGGAGCGAGGGCAUGGAGCGGACUGGUCGAUUCCCUCUUCAACAACACUAUCCAGACCUUUCUGGACGACAGAGUCGGCCGCCUCAACCUAGGGCCGCCCUUCUCUAACUCAUUGGACUGGAUGGCUAUGAUCUCUGUCCUUGUCAUCGCGUUGGUGGUGUCCUGCAACGUUCACUGCUCCUCCAUCAUCAACUCCGCGCUUGCGGUGCUCACGAUGGGCAUCCUUAUCUUCGUCACAGUCGCCGGCGUCAUCCUGGGCGAUGUCACCAACAUCAUCAACGCCGACCAGGGCGGAUUUUUGCCAUACGGGAUACAAGGCGUUAUCAUCGGCGCCUCCUCCUGCUUCUACGCCACUAGUGGCUGCGACAGCAUCUGUCUGGCGGCGGAGGAGUCGAAGGACCCGUCAAAGUCUGUCCCCCGGGCCAUUCUGCUGACAAUCGGCACAGUCACCAUUGUGUAUUGCGGGGCAGCUAUGGGUACACUCUUCCUCAUUCCUUACUCCAUCAUCGACCUGCGUGCACCGAUCCCCUCAGCCUUUGCAUACCAAGGGGUCACCUGGGCCAGAUACUUGGCGACGAUUGGUCCCAUCUUUGCCGUGACCAAUCUAAACAUACUGUCAAUGUUUUCCGUGUCGAGGAUAGCUUACCGCAUGGCGUCUGACGGGAUGUUUUUCAAAACGUUUGCUUACAUUCACCCACGGACAAAAAUUCCAUUGGUUGGGGUGCUGGUCUUUGGAGUUUUGUACGCAGUUGCUGCUUUUCUCCUGGACCUCAAGGGUCUCGUGCAGUUCACUGUCCUGUGCAUGCUGUCUCAGAGCAUCGUCUUAUUCCCAGCGUUAAUAGUUCUCCGAGCGAAGGGUCACAACGAGGAGACCGCAAAGCGGCUUUCGUCUGCAGAGGAAGAGCAGUCUGCGGGCCCAGAAAGACACUCAGAAAAUGAAUCCAGUAAUCAGCUUUCUGAUGAAGAGACACUGUUGUAUCAAUAUGACGGCGAAAUCCGGAACAACUUUAGUAGUGAAAGUAGUAGAACAAAAGCAUUAGGUGAUUCUGACGGAGACUUGGGUUCUGGAACUUUAAUGCAAGGCUUGAGGGCUGCAGAUACAGAUUGUGAAGAAUUGUUAGGGCUAAGAGCUCAACAGUUUGUGCAAAGAGCCAGUAACGAAAAUGAACCUAGUUUUGAGGGCGCAUUUUGCAGCAUGCCUACAAACACAAGGCCAGACAGGAAUCAAGAUUUUAGAGACAAACAUGACAAGACUCCUGGUAAACCUCAAAGCCAAAGACAGCUAAGAGCAGAGAAGAAAGAAAAGGGUAAAAAUCAGCAAAGCCAAUCUAGUAGCAUUCUGCACCAUUUCUCUAUUCUUCUGAACACGAAACUAGCGACGUCGUUGCUGGUGGUGUGUGUCGCUGUCCUGGCUAUCCAGUUUGGCUUGGGAUGGGAGGAACUUAAAAGUGGCAACUGGAUGGCUUUUCUGGCAACCUCUCUCCUGAUCUGCCUUAUCAUCUUCUUCUGCGAGGUGCUGCACUCACGCUGUGGACCUGUCCUUCAUGGCGGAUUUCAGGUUCCACUUGUGCCUUAUAUUCCCACGCUGUCAUGUUUCUGAGUGCUCUGCUGUUUGUUUCUGCUGCUGAUCUCAUGGGUCUCUUAGAGCUGCUGAUACUGGAUCGUUCUCGGUUUGGUUGCCUAUGUCUGCAUGGUUUUCACACAGAGAACCCAAAAUGGUGACCUCGGUAUGGCUUCACCAGAACCUACAGAACAGUAUGCUCUUCUCGCACAAGAGGAAAAUGUCUCAGAAGAGGAGUUCUAGCGCAAAGUUGAUUAAUGGGCUAGCUUUUGGGCAUUUGAUGCUGUGAGUGAUUUCUUGACAGAAAUGUACUUAAAAUCAUUCUAAACAUACAUAAAAUCAAUAAUCUGAUAUGUGGUAGUCACAAAAGUUUGCUUUGGUGAGGAGACUAGGAGACUAAUUUGGCACAAACUAAAUCAAAUCAAUAUUCAAUAGUUAUAAAAAGGAAUUCACCAUAACCCUCUCUAUUUUCAUAUCAGUUAAUGAACAACAAAGCAUGAAAGGAAAAGUGAAAAAAAUAUAUGAAAAAGAAGUGAAUUAGAAGGAAAAAAGUCACUAUCACAACAGCGAUAGAAAACUGUUAGAUGAAAUGUUUUCAUACUUGAAUAUUAGAAAAUAAAACAAAGAACACAG
This is a messenger RNA of Pomacea canaliculata, 3080 nucleotides long. RefSeq names its product cationic amino acid transporter 4-like. Gene Ontology annotation, molecular function: amino acid transmembrane transporter activity. Gene Ontology annotation, biological process: amino acid transport; transmembrane transport. Lineage: Eukaryota; Metazoa; Mollusca; Gastropoda; Architaenioglossa; Ampullariidae. The transcript has 6 exons. The record is from RefSeq and is a predicted model, not a curated record. The coding region runs from base 504 to 2486 and encodes 660 amino acids. Gene Ontology annotation, cellular component: plasma membrane.